Micropterus salmoides (largemouth bass) is the source of this 589-nucleotide messenger RNA. RefSeq names its product interferon alpha-inducible protein 27-like protein 2A. The record is from RefSeq and is a predicted model, not a curated record. Gene Ontology annotation, cellular component: mitochondrion; membrane. The coding region runs from base 113 to 448 and encodes 111 amino acids. Gene Ontology annotation, biological process: apoptotic signaling pathway. NCBI's taxonomy places the organism in Eukaryota, Metazoa, Chordata, Actinopteri, Centrarchiformes, Centrarchidae. The transcript has 5 exons.
GCAAAGGCUACCACGUGAUCGGGUCAGCUGGACGCUGAACAACAACAGAGCAGGAAUAAAGCCUCCUGGAGUGUCAUUUCCCAAGAAACCAAAGCUGGUCAGACUAGAAGAAAUGGGUCCUGGAAAAGCUGCCGCCAUUGGAGCAGGAGUAGUCGGCGUAGUUGCGGUGGCGGCGGCUCCUGUUGCCUUGGCCGGUGUAGGUUUCACCUCGGCUGGAAUAGCAGCAGGCUCCUACGCUGCCGGCAUGAUGUCUGCUGCUGCAGUCGCAAACGGAGGAGCGGUGGCGGCGGGAAGCACCGUGGCUGUUCUGCAGGCAGCAGGUGCAGCUGGUCUGUCAGGAGCUGCCACUGCAGCUGUGGCCAGUGUUGGCGCAGCAGCUGGCGCAGCAGCUGGAGCAGCAGCGGGAUGGGUGGCCAGCUUCUUCACCAAAAAAUCAAACAAUAAAUGAUUUUGAAAUAUAUAUUUAUUGAAUGUAUUCAUGCAUUAAAUCUCUAAAAACAUACCGUGUCAUCUGUAAUUAUCUCCAUUCCUCAUAACUUCUACCUGAAAGCACUGAGUGAGAAAAUAAAUGAAAGUGUUCACUGGUUCA